Molecule: messenger RNA, 1358 nt
Organism: Halichondria panicea
Lineage: Eukaryota; Metazoa; Porifera; Demospongiae; Suberitida; Halichondriidae
Product: something about silencing protein 10-like
Exons: 11
Coding region: 90-1220 (376 amino acids)
Biological process (GO): maturation of SSU-rRNA from tricistronic rRNA transcript (SSU-rRNA, 5.8S rRNA, LSU-rRNA)
Cellular component (GO): small-subunit processome; nucleolus
Source: RefSeq, a predicted model, not a curated record
AUUAUUAGUGGAGGUCAAAGUCUAGGGAGGCGUGUCGGCUUUUACCCACGUGGCAGAGAUUUAUAACAAAGUACUUGUAUUUGUUGAGAAUGGAUUCUCCUCUGAGAGAUGACAUUGACAACUAUCACUUGUCCAGAGAGAAGAUACUACUGGACCAGGCUGACCUCUCUGAGGAUGACUCUAUGGAUGACCUCAGUGAGGAGGAGGUGGAGGUGCUACCACUGGAGGAUAAUGAUGACACUGAACUAUUCUAUGUAAGUGGGUCCGAGAGUGAGGGGUCAGAGGUCAGUGAGCUGGGAACUAAGGCGUGGGGAUCGUCCAAGAAAGCAUUCUACAGUCAACGGGAAGUGGGUGUGGUCUCCAGCGAUGAUGCUGACGAGUACGAGGAGAGGGAAGCAGUAGAACUGCAGGAGAGAAUGGCAGCCACACUAUCUGAGGCAGACUUCCUCUCCAUACAGUCCCUGGGGCCGCUGGAGACCAGUAAGGAAGUGGAGGAGGCGGUGAUGGUGGACCUAUCACAGCUCCCAGACGAGGAGAAACUAAAAUUCCUAGAGAAAACUAGUCCAGAGUUGCAGCCAUUGAUUGCAUCACUGCGGACCAGUGUUGCUAUGGUAACCACUCUCUUACCAUUAUUGGAGACUGCCUUGAAUGAUAAAGUGAGGGAGCUAUCUGAGCUGAAGCUGCACAUCAAUUUUUGCUUUUGUGUGAACGCCAUGUUCUACCUUCUGUUGAAGGCCUCUAAAGAGACGGCUUCCUCUCACCCUGUGUUCAGUAGACUGCUCUCUCUCAAGCAACUGCUCAGUCAAGUGGAGGCCAUACAACCACCAGAUACUGUGGAUGAUGAUGAGGAUCGUCCCUCAAUAACUGCUGACAAUGCUGAUCAUGCUCCGUCAAUAGAGGACCCACUAGCUUACUAUGAGAGAAUGAGAGAUAGCAAACGACGUAAAAAGGAUCCAGUUACAGAGCUCCAGCCGAUACAAGAGUUUGAGGAUGGUGGUGAUAAAAGACCCAUCACUUAUCAGAUCUCCCGUAACAAAGGACUAACUCCGCGGAGGAGCAAGGAGCAGAGGAACCCUCGUGUCAAGCAUAGGAAGAGAUUCAAGAAAGCAGUGGAGAAGAGGAAGGGCCAAGUGCUCCCUGUUGUGAGUGAGAUGUCUCGAUAUGGUGGAGAGAGUACUGGCAUCAGAUCUAACCUGUCUAGAAGUGUUAAAAUUAAAUGAACAGAAUUGAGAUUUGUAAUUUGUACACAGAAUGAACAACUAGCUAAUGCUGUUAACUAUCUUUACCUGUCUAUCAUCUCCACAUGUGCUGUGCUCGCUGUAGACACAUGCUUUAUUACCUCUAACCUGCUGACUAAA